AGCUUUACCAUAAUGUCAGCUUUGUUUCUAAAUUAAAUAUUAGUUUCUAUUCUGAUCAGUCGAUAGAAGAGCCAUGAGUUACCGAAUCAGCGAGGCACAACUUGAAGAAUAUUACCAGGUAUCUCUGCAACUGGUCAGGGAGUGCGGUGCGCUCUUCUUGGAGGGUUUCCAGAAACCCAAAACCGAUUACGAAGUCAAGUCAGCAUUCUAUGACUUAGUCACCGUGUACGACAAGCAGAUAGAAGCGACUCUAACAGAUGGCUUGUUAAAUUCCUUUCCGGAAUCCAAAAUAAUAGCCGAAGAAGCUAUGGCCAACGCCAAAGCACCGCCCGAGUUGACGGAUGCCCCAACUUGGAUCAUAGAUCCCAUUGAUGGCACCAACAACUACGUGCGGAAGAUACCCCAUUGCUGUAUUUCCGUGGGCUUGGCCAUAAACAAAGAGCUGGUGCUGGGGAUUGUUUACAAUCCAUCUGCAAAUGAGUUGUAUUCAGCUUGGCAAGGUCAUGGAGCUUUUUUAAAUGGACAACCCAUUGAGGUUUCUAACGCUAAGAAGAUAAACCAAGCACUGGUGUGCUAUGAGAUCUCCCUAAUCGUGGUGUCCAAGGGGCGGGACAAGAACGUGAAGCGUCUCUACAAGCUGGCCUCGAGUGCGACUGGGUGAGUGACCCAGAGAUCUCUGAUCUAUUCCCCAUCAUCUACACUGCAUUCCGCUAUCAACACCCGCAGCUUUGGAUGCGCAGCUCUCACGCUCUGCUACAUAGCCGCCGGCAGAUGUGACGCCUAUCAUGUGGAGAAUCUAAAGCCCUGGGAUCUGGCUGGCGGUGCGGUAAUCCUCAGGGAAGCCGGUGGCAGGGUAUAUCACACAAGCGGAGCAAGAUUCGAUGUGAUGAAACCCGACUGUGUGUGCACCAGCUCUGAAGAAUUGGCCAAAAAUGUAAUACAAUUGAUAGAAGCAGCCGACCAAAUUAGCGGCUAUACUUUUAAAUAAAUCAUAAAGCUAAAGAUAUA
This is a messenger RNA of Drosophila mauritiana, 1008 nucleotides long. Its product is annotated as inositol monophosphatase 2. Gene Ontology annotation, molecular function: inositol monophosphate 1-phosphatase activity. Gene Ontology annotation, biological process: phosphatidylinositol phosphate biosynthetic process; inositol metabolic process; signal transduction. NCBI's taxonomy places the organism in Eukaryota, Metazoa, Arthropoda, Insecta, Diptera, Drosophilidae. The record is from RefSeq and is a predicted model, not a curated record. The transcript is spliced from 2 exons.